AUGAAUAGUCCGAUUUGGGGUAUACUGCUCGCAAUAUCGAUACAAAAUGUCAAAUCGUACAAAUUCGAUAAUUUCACCGUCCAACCUGCGGCUCGACAGUUAUUGGAUUUUAAAUUGGAACAUCCGGAACCAAUUGGACUAUGGACAACCACAUCUGGAGAACCAGUCGAGAUUAGAGAAAAUACCGCCCAGAACACAGAUAUUAUAUCGAACCAGGUAUUUUUAGAUUUGCAAACAAUAAACGAUGGUGAAAGAGUACCCGAAAGAAUAGUUCACGCUAAAGGCACUGGUGCCUAUGGUUAUUUUGUGGUAACCAAUGAUGUUUCCAAAUACACAAAGGCUGAUGUUUUUAAUGGCAUAGGGAAAAAAACACCUCUUGUAGUCAGAUUUUCUUCAUCGGUCGAAAAUUUGGGCGGUACGGAUCUUAAGCCCGAAAUGAAAGGCAUGGCCGUCAAGUUUUAUACUGAGGAAGGAAACCUAGAUUUACUUUGUCUACAGAAUCCUGUUUACUUUUAUAGAGACGCAUUUUUCUUCAGCUCCUUAGCCCACGGAUUAAAAAGGAAUCCGCAAACGAAUCUGUUCGACUUCACUUUGUUUUAUGAUAUAAUAACAUUACGUCCAAAUACUCUGCAUGCUUUCAUGUGGACUCAAUCUGAAUACGGGAUUCCUAAUGGAUAUAGGAAAAUGAACGGUCACCCUAUUCACACGUACGAAGUGAAUAAUAGAAAAGGGGAAAAGUUUUAUGUGAAAUUUAAUUUUAGAACUGAACAAGGCUUAGACAACCUUACAAGGGCAGAAACAAUUCAACUAGCCGAUCCUGAUUACUAUAUCAGAGAUUUAUACAAUGCAAUAGAAAAUAAAAAUUAUCCAUCUUGGAGAUUAGAAAUGGACGUAAUGACGUUUGAAGGGGUGAAGGAAGUGGAUUAUGAUCCGUUUGAUGUAACCAGGCUGUGGAAAAAUGGUACAUACAUCACUGUACCUAUUGGUCGACUUGUAUUGAACAGAAACGUCAAAAAUGUUUUCCGAGAUGUUGAGCUGAGUGCCUUCAAUCCUGGUAAUUUAGUUCCCGGUAUUCCUGGACCACCAGACUUCAUGUUUAAAACACGUAGACUGUUUUAUAGAGAUACCCAAAAUUAUCGCUUAGGGAGGAACCACAAUAAAAUAGACAUCAAUAAACCAAAAUACGCAAAGCUUUACAGCCGUGACGGGAAACCUCCCGUAGAUCACAACAUGAAAAAUGCUCCAAACUAUUAUCCGAAUUCCUUUAAUGGACCAAUCCCAUACGUUGACGAGAGCAAACCUAGAGAAAAGUUACUGAUAUUACAGAGCCACGCUGUUGAUUUUGAACCUCACUCGUACUUCUACAACCAUGUAUUAGUCAGAGAGUCUCAAAAGCAAAGAUUAGUGGAUAACUUGGCUGCAACCUUAGUGUCAGUGACCUCUCCUGUCCUAGAAAGAACAAUUAAAUUAAUGUAUCUUAUCGAUAAAGAUUUGGGAAGACGCUUGACUGUCGCUUUGGAACUAGCAAGAGUUGCAGCAGCACAAAGAGCUCAAGCUAUAGCUGCUCGCAAUGGGGAACUGACACCGAUUAAACGCAAAUCAGACUUACAUUCAGAAGACUCUAAGGAUGUUAAACUGCAAUUUGUUAAAAGAACCAAUUAA
Messenger RNA from Bombyx mandarina (wild silkworm), 1662 nucleotides. Its product is annotated as catalase. Gene Ontology annotation, biological process: hydrogen peroxide catabolic process; response to hydrogen peroxide. Gene Ontology annotation, molecular function: catalase activity; heme binding. Lineage: Eukaryota; Metazoa; Arthropoda; Insecta; Lepidoptera; Bombycidae. The record is from RefSeq and is a predicted model, not a curated record. Gene Ontology annotation, cellular component: cytoplasm; mitochondrion; peroxisome.